This is a messenger RNA of Toxorhynchites rutilus septentrionalis, 16145 nucleotides long. RefSeq names its product gamma-1-syntrophin (gene Syn2). The transcript has 10 exons. Gene Ontology annotation, cellular component: intracellular anatomical structure; dystrophin-associated glycoprotein complex. NCBI's taxonomy places the organism in Eukaryota, Metazoa, Arthropoda, Insecta, Diptera, Culicidae. The coding region runs from base 950 to 2482 and encodes 510 amino acids. The record is from RefSeq and is a predicted model, not a curated record. Gene Ontology annotation, molecular function: protein binding; structural molecule activity.
CGACUGCACAUCGCUCUCUAUGCUCAUUGGUUUUGCGUGCGUUUUGCUGAACGGGUCGCUGGAACGCCUUGAAACAGCGUGCAGCAGUUCAUUCCUAGCCUGGUAUCUGCUGAUGUUUAUAAAGUUUUUUUUUCUCACCCAGUGUUUCCCAACAUUCACACGGGCAGAAGAAGAACUCUCUGAAAAUCUACUCCCAAUAAUCGUGCGGACCCACUGACACAAUCUGGUCGAUUUUAGCGUACGUAAAGUGGUUGCAAUCCUCCGCGAAAAGAAAAUCGGAGAUAAACAGGCGGAAUUGGGAAAUUGUGUUAAGUGGUUUACUGAGAAAAAUCGAUUCGUUGUGUUCUUGCGAUUUUCAGCUGGCGAGUGUUUCGAUUUGUGGUCAGUGCGGGGAAAAUUGGGUUUCGCCCCGUUAUACGUCGCGGAGAAAAAAGUGUGUACAUGAAAUAAUGUCGAUCCGAUUGGGAGGCUGCCAGGGCAAAAGUGAAGAAAAGUGAUUGGGUGGGUGAAAAUCGUGAGGGUGAAAAACGCCUACCAGGGUGCGGUGAGUGUGUUUGUGUGUGUGUGUGUUUGUAUAUGCGUAGUUUUGCUUGAAAUCGAAUUAACUACGCGAGAAGCAUAUCAAAAGUGGGAGUAGUAAGUGAUCAGCGACUUUAGCGAUAAAUGGAUGCAAUUUUUUGUAGCUUACCUUGGAAGUUUACCACUUAAGACACACAUACGACAGGCGAGAGUAGCUGUAGGAAACCAGUCGUUGAAUUGCUAAUAGUUUGAACAUAGGGUACACAGAGAGUGCGGUGCGGCAAAUACACGACGAGGUAAUAAUAAUAAUAAACUCGACAAAACGGAAGGUUGACUGCAUUCAACCAGCCAACAAUCUACCCCAACUACAGCGCUUUAUUCUGGCUCAGAGGGAGACAGACUUUUAGCAGCUGUGCACUCUCAAGAAAAUAUGAAGAUUAACGCUACCACCAAGAUGGCGACCCCGAUUGAAGAGAAAGUUGAUCAGAAUCUAAAGACACGCACCGGUAUGGUUAUGAUAAGCGAUGGCAAAAGUAAACCUGAACUGGCCCGGUUGCACCUAUCGAUGGAGAUGAUCACCAUCCAGAAGCAGGACACAUCGACGCCAGCGCCCACACCAACCAGCGUUAGUCAUCCGCCAGUGGAAUCAAAGGAACGAAUGGUACAAAUCACCCGCCAGAAGGUCGGCGGUCUAGGAUUAAGUAUAAAAGGCGGAGCCGAGCACAAACUCCCGAUACUGAUAUCGCGAAUCUACAAGGACCAAGCUGCCGAUGCAACAGGCCAACUGUUUGUAGGGGAUGCCAUCAUCAAGGUCAACGGUGAGUACAUCACAGCGUGUCCGCACGACGAUGCAGUAAACAUACUCCGCAACGCUGGUGACAUCGUCGUUCUCACCGUAAAGCACUACAGAGCAGCAACACCAUUCCUGCAGAAACAAUUGAGCAGAGAAACGCCCGAAUCGGACAACGAUGCAACGUGUGCAGAGCUGAAAGCGGACGAGGUGUGGAAAUCGGCAAACAACAGCAGACCCGUUUCCAUCAGCUCCGAGCCGGAAAAUCGAUGGAUUGAUUUAGUGUCGGUUCCCCUCAUGAUGGCCUACGUCACCCGCUACAUCUACGGCACCGAUAAGCUGCGGCCAAACGCGUUCGAAGUGCGAGGCCUCAAUGGAACGACGACCGGAAUAAUUCAUUGUGACGACCUGGCCAUACUGAGCCAGUGGCUCAAAUACAUCGCCGAUAACAUUGUGGGACUAACGAGCCUGCAGAUGAAACUGUACAAUCGCAAUUUCCCGGUGGGCGAACGGAUCGAGUACAUGGGCUGGGUGAACGAAGGGGUCAUCAACAAUCACAUUUCGUGGCAAAGCUACAAACCGCGUUUUCUGGUGCUGAAAGGCACCGAGGUGAUGCUGUUCGAUUCACCCCCACUGAAUGUGGCCGGGCUACAAAAAGCUUCCGUGGCGUACAAAGUUUACCAGACCAUGUUCCGGGUGGUGAAGGAGUCGGAGACGGUGGAUUCGCGGCAGCACUGCUUCCUGCUGCAGAGUUCGGGCCACGAGCCGCGGUACCUGAGCGUCGAGACGCGACAGGAGCUGCUGCGAAUCGAGAACAGUUGGAAUGCCGCCAUUGUCACUAGUGUAAUUAAAUUAGGGCGGAAAACAUUUGCGGUAUCUCACCACGGUAAGACUGGAGGCCUAACCUUGGAUUGGCAGACAGGUUUUUCGCUAACCGAAGGUGCCGACGCCAGCGUGAUUUGGCAGUACAAAUUUUCCCAACUGCGUGGCUCAAGCGAUGAUGGUAAAUCCAAACUGAAACUUCACUUCCAGGACCAUGAGACACGCUCCAUCGAAACCAAGGAACUCGAAUGUCAAGUUCUGCAAAGUUUACUCUUUUGUAUGCAUGCGUUUCUAACGGCUAAAGUUGCUUCGGUAGAUCCUACCUUUUUGAGUUCGAUUCAGCAGGCUUGAAUUUACGCUGAAGCUGUCGCUGCUGUUGCUGCUAGUCAAUUAGCAGGUGAAGAUGAUCGUGAUGACGAUGACGAUGAUACAGGAAGCAUACUACGAGUGACUAUUAUAGAAUCGUAAGCAAUUAUUCAUCUCGUCGAUGUUGGCUGACGACAAACAAUCAAAAAAAAAACCCCAGAGAGCAAACUUAGCAGUUGUGUAGUUCAAUUUAGGUUUCAAAACUUCCAGAGAGUCAGCGAAAUUCCCUAGAAAAUAUACACACUAGUAACGAUACUACGUAACGAAGCAGUGUUUUCCAGCGUUUGAUGCAUUUAGGCGACUAAAAUUGACUGAUUUUCACAAGUACUUGUCUUAGUUAUAACGAAACCAGGUAGUAGAGUUAAUUGUUUUAAAGAAUAAUAACACGUACCUAACUUAUUGAGCGCAUCGGGAGGCCCUGGGAGGCUUCCGGAUCUCUUGUGUUAUAGAAAGGUGCUAAUGAACGAGGAAGAAGCAAGGAGGCGCGAAGAGGGUGCAAAGAGCUACCAAAUCUGUUCUACUAUAUACAUCAACAUCCAUGUUAAAACGGCUAAAUCGAAAUUUUAUGAUAUGGUGCCCACAGACUUCAGCAAGUAGCAAGCAAUGGGGAGUGUAAUUGAAAACCAAAUAAAUUUGAAUAAACCGAAGGAUUCUCACGCGAGUGGGAAAGCUCACACGGGAAGGGGGUUUGAGAUAAAGCAAACUUGUAGCAUUAAUUAGGCGGCGAGUCGUGCUAACCAAAGCAGUCAUAGUUAUAAGCAGGGGGCAAACGUUGAAUUUGGUUAUAAGUUAAAAACUCACACUAAGAAAGGAUAAAGAUUUUAGGUACCGUGGGCGGAGGGAAAGGAGGGAAAGGUACGAGGUCAAUGCCUGGGAAUGAUUGAUUGGAGCGAAACUUGUUCAUAUCGCGGCAUAGUCUACAAGAGUAUAAUAUUAAAUCGAUCUUGUUUCGUAUCAUGUUUUAGUUUUUAAUUUCAGUUUUAUAUUCAUAUAUGUUCCGUGAAAAAGAAUUGAUUUUUCUAGAAUACAUCAACCGCAAGAAAAACAUACAUAAUAAAAAAUCAGAAGAGUCCGAAUCCCAUCUGUCUUGAGCAUACGGCCAAUUAUUAAAAUUCGUAAUGAAUCAAAUGUGUUUUCAAAAAAAAUGUGAAACAGCCAGUUUAUACGUCAAUGGAAACUGUUGUUCAUCGUGUUCUCUCUUUCUCCAAAACCACCAGAAAGCUCACCUCCCAAUUAUACCACUCUCGACGGAACAAUUAGCGAACAAUACGCAAAUUCGAAGACCUCAAUGAUUUUAUUAAGUUAAAGCAACUUCAUGACAAGUUAUUGAGUGGAGAUGAGAAAUAAAACAAUCUCAAGACUGAGAUAACAUAUUUCGUCGACAUUCAUAAAACAGAACUUAUUGCCCAAUGGAAUGUUUCUGACGUAGAACUACGUCUUUCAGGAAGAGUGCCAAAUUAGAAAACAGAUCACGUUUUUAUGAAAUAAAGUUAACGAUAAUAACUAUUUUCACUGUGAACGAAUUCUCAUGAUUUGCAUACUAAUCGAAUCGGAAAUUCUAUAAGAUUUGUUUGACAUGCUAUACAUUACAAUUCACUAAUCUCUAAACGGUUGAAAUUCAUGAAAACUGGAAGAUUUUCCCUUUUCCCAUACAUUUGUUCUGCCGAUUUGUGUGCUAACCCUACCGGUAUUUCGAAUGCUUAUAACUCGAAGGAAGGAAGGUAUUGAAUUAGAGAGACUUUAAACUCUGAGAGUUCAUUCGUCUCUUAUUAUAACUCGAGCUUCUCGAGUUUCUUAAUAGAUCGGAAAGAUGUUCGCAUCAAUUGAUAGGAAAUAUUUCUACGCGUCUAUCACAAUUAAUAUGUUUUUUUUUUCAUGAGAUGAACAAUUGAAUAACUGUAAAAUGUCAAGCGUUAUCUAAACAUCCUAACUGCCAAGUUUUGAUUGGCCCGAUUUACGGUUUCCCCAAUACAGACUUCAAAAUCGAUGAAUCUGUGGAAAUCCGCUUUGCAAAUAUACCUGCAAGUCGAGGGUAUUUUUGUUCCCACCGAGCUGUGUUUCCCUAACACGGAGUUCGAAAUUAAUGUGCCUGGGGGAAAUCCGCUUUGCAAAUAAUGCAAGUCGAGGGUAUUUUUUGGUGUUGAGUACUUUUAUACUCGCUUGUCGUUGUGCAGUUUCCCUAAAACGUACUUUUAAACUGAGAAGCCUGGGAAAAUCGUCAUUUCAGAUACUAGAAGUGAAUAAACUUUCGCGGAUGCUAUAAAUUCAGAGGGAAAUGUAAAAUACAAUGAUCGCUUGACAAUUCUUCCGUUCACAUAUUUUGGUAUCCAGAAUUUUAGAAUAUAGAUAUACACUACAUUUAUUUAAAUACAACGUAUAUUUCAUGGAAGUAUGCUUUCAAAUCCCCGUAGGAAAGCCUUACUGUUGCAUGUUGUGGGGCUCGAUCCUCGAGUGGAAUAUGGGAGCAUAAGUGUUUAUAGCUUGAGAUCGAUAUCUGAGUGGGAAUGGGAAAAUUCUGGUACGGGUUGGCAGCGCUGUUCAAUUGUAAAUGUAAUAUAUUAAUUUAUUAUAUAUCUAAUAAUUAAAAUUAUAGUCUGGUAGCGAUAUCCAUAUCAUUCUCCAUCAGUUUACCAGGCCAGGCCUACCAGUUUAAAAUUGUUUGAAUUUCAAAUGAAAAUUUUUACUACUGAAAAAGUAACAAUAAAAAAAACUAAAAAGUUAUUUUAAAAAAAAUCGAUGCAUUCUAAAAUAAUAUUUAAAGUGGUAAACAAGUGGAUUGCAUUAUAUAAUUGCGUAGUUCUACGUCGGAAAUGUGGUCGUGUCCUAAAUACAACCCCUUACUUUUUUUUUAUCCAAAAUAUAUAUUUUUAUCAAGGUUCAUAUGGCGUUAGCCUGUUGGUACAAUCCUCAGCUCUUGGUGAAUGAGCUGGGCUGGGCUGCACAACCUUCGGCCCUUGUAUCUGUAAAGAAUAUGUGUAUAUUACCGCUACUAAGUAAAAGUUUAUCGAUCGGAUAGGAGGAAUAAGGAAAAGCGAUACAACGAAGGAAGCAUCAUUAAACGUUGACAUCGGCGUUUCUGAGGAACAGGUAUAAAUGGAGAUCAGGAUCACGGCUACUUAAGAUAUCCCGGACGGAGAUAUCCGAUUGUCUACCUUGUGCUCUCAGUGCUCUAGAGAGCUGAGAGCGACAAUCACAAAGAUUGUUUGCUGCGAGUCCAAUGCGAUAAACAUGCGCGUUUAGGUUGUAGUGAUUGGACAUAAGCCGAGAUAUCAGGCGAAUGAAAUUACGACCUACAUUCAAUCCCUUGAACCAUGCAUUCGUCGAGACCUUAGGAAUAAUCGUGUGUAACCAACCACCGAACUCAUCUUCACUCCACAUGCGCUGUCAACUUACGAGUGUGUGCUAACGAGGAAUGUGGAAAAAUUCAUUAUAAGCAAUUUGUCUUUUGUGUGCCUUCUAAAGCGCCUACCUUAGCUAGCGAAUCCUCAUUCUCAUUCCCCGGAAUCGAGCAAUGAGAGAGAACCCAGGCUAAGGUAAUCUUGAAUAAUUUUUCGACCAAAACACUCAAUAGAUAUCUUAUUUUUGUUAGGAAAUCAGAUGAGCGUUCAUCAACAUUGCGCGGAUUGCCUCUUUUGAGCUGAGACUAUCUGAAAAAAUAAAAUAAUGGUCGAUGGGCAGUGUUUCAAUGAUCCCUAGAGCAUAGUAUAUCGCACCCAUUUCAGCGACAUACACGGAACAAGCGCCUUUGAGUUUGAAAGAGGCACUGGAAUUUUCAUUGAAGAUGCCGAAACUAGUGGACCCGUUUAUGAGUGAACCGUCAAUAAAGAACAUCUUAUAAGAUCUAACUUCCUCCUAUUUUGCCGAAAAUAUCGACGGAAUAACAACGGAGCGCAGAUGAUAAAAAACGCGACAGAUAAAAAAAAUAGGCGGGUUAUAUCUAUGAUAUAACCGCAAGGUUGACGUGGGACUACUUUAGCUUAACAAUUAUUUGUUUGUAUUGAUUAAAUUUUUGAUUGAAUGAAACAAUUUCAGAAUUCAAUUGAAUUCAAUAUCUUUGCUUUGUGCGUAAAAAGAUUAUAUAAUGCCAUGUGAGGUCAAUUCAUGCAUUGUGAUUUAUUAUGUGUUUCGUUGCAAGUAAAUUUAGUGACAGUCCUUUUACGUUUGGUAUGAUUACAUCUUGGUUUUGAAGUCUGUAAUAGACAAACACAUUUCAGUCGGAAGAAAAAUGCUCCCGACUUACAUGCAUUUUCAAUGCCAAUUUCUCCACGCUCCUUGGAUUUCAAGUCUGUGUUAGGGAAACAAAUUUCAGUCGGAAGAAAAAUACACCCGACCUGCAUGAAUUAGCAAGGCCAAUUUCCCCCAGACACCUUGGUUCUGAAGUCUGUGUUGGGGAAACACAUUUCAGCCGGAACAAAAAUGCCCCCGACUUGCAUGUAUUUGCAAUGCCAAUUUCUCCACGCUCCUUGGAUUUCAAGUCUGUGUUAGGGAAACAAAUUUCAGUCGGAGGAAAAAUACACCCGACCUGCAUGAAUUAUCAAUGCCAAUUUUCCCCAGACACCUUGGUUCUGAAGUUUGUGAUGGGAAAACACAUUUCAGCCGGAAAUUAUCCCUUACUUGCAUGUAUAUUUGUUAAGCGGAUUCCCACAGCUACAUUGAUUUUGAAGUCUGUGUUCGGGAAUCCGUAAAUCGGGCCAAUCAAAACUAGGCAGUUAGAGCGUUUAGAUAGAGCUUGACAUUUCACAGUUAAUCAAUUGUUUAUCUAAUGAAACAUAACAUUUUAUUAAUUGCGAUAGAAGCGUAGAAAUAUUCCGUAUCAAUUAAUGCAAACAUCUUUUCGAUUCAGUAAGAAAUGUUCGAGUUAUAAGCAUUUGGAAUCUUUCAAUUUUUCCUGCAUGUUCUGUGUUUAGGUUUUCAUUUUACCCCCCAUAUACUCCGGUUAGACGUAGUCCCACGUCAAAAAUGACAGAGGAAUUGCAAAAGUAUGGGAAGCAAACUUGGUUGGAGAUGCCUGGUGAAGGGUGCACGUCGUUGUAAUAUUCUGCUUUAUUUACACUUCAAUAACACUACUUCAACACUUCCUGUUAGAGCUGUCUCCAAUCCACGACUGUUCUCUUUUCUCCCUUGUUCUAUUUUCCUGUCAAUGCACAGUUCAAUACCACAUCCUCCCCUGAUUUAAUCUGAAACUUCUUCGAAAUUAAAAAACUUGUUUAUUCCACGAACCGUAAUCUCAUAAACGUUGUCAUUAUCAAGAACCAUUUUCUCACAAGAGUCUUGACGAGCGAUUGAUAGAUUCGUAUUCAGUUUCUGAUUCGGAACUAGUAUAACGACUACAGCAAAUCCUGGGCACCUCUUCCGGACAUUAUAGGAAUUUUCUUCCAAAUUCAUUUCCUUCCUGCAAUUACUGAGACUGUCAACUGUCGGAGAAAAUCUUAAUUUCAAUCCCUUCAGGUGAGUGAGGUAAGAACAGCAACAUACUGUGUGUUUCAUAAAUAGAUCUUUCUUUGGGAAUCACCCAGCGUAUCUAUUUUAACGGAGAAACGUCUUACCUCGUGCUCGUUGAUGAUGAAAGGGAAGUCCAGGGCCAAUGAUUACUAAGCAAAGGUUUAUGCGGUGUCGAUGUCUUUCACGCCGCUGUCAUGACGUCACAGCUAAGCGUUCACCCUACGUGUCAUAUGUUUGAGAGAACACAUAGUUAAAUCGGUCGUUCUAUCAUUGUGUAUCACACACAUACUAGCCUACGUCAAGCUUGCGAAUAAACGUUCAACCAAGACGUUGGUCGCAUAAACAGACGUAAUGCGUUUUUCAAUUGAAUUAAAACAACAAAAGCUCAUUAAACCCCUUCGGCCCAUUUUUGACAGUUAAUAUUUAUUGAAUGGACAGAUUAUAUUAUAUAAAUUGUACACCGUCAUGAUUAUUCAACUAAAAACGACAAAACAAGAUUUCCCAAAUCGUGAGUUUUGGUGAUUACGUCAGUUUACGUUUAGUUUACCAACUAAUAAUGUUAUUAGGGGAUGUGCACAUACGUACCACGUGGACAGAAAACCCACGAUAUUAGACGGGGUUGUCCCCUCCCCCUUCGUGGACAGGCGUGGACAUUAUCUAUACCCCUCCCUCUGUUGUCCAAGUGGACAUUUCUCCAAUGCAGAAUAAAAAUUUUUUUUUUUUUCGUCGAUGCAACAAAUUAUCCUUGUGCAGAAUUUAUUGGAGUUUUAAAAACUGCCUUUCGAUUUGCGGUGCGAAGGUUGUUUAUUCAAUUAUUAAUCAUUAAAGACGAAGGAGUAAUUUUUCAUUCAAACUGAAAUAUUAGGCUGUCAAAAAAGUCCUGCGGUAUUUUUUUUUUGAAUUUUCAUUUGUUCAUAGAAUUAGUUACAAUCAUCUGUUUUAAUUCAAAUAUGCGCCGUUUUGUUCGAUGACUUGUUCCCAACGAGAUGUCAACUUCAUAAUACCCCUGUUAUAGAAGCUCGCUUCCUUAUUGGCAAAAAACUCGGAUAGCCAAUUUUCACAGGCCUCUUUUGUGGCUAACUUCUGACUACCUAGCUCGUUCGCCAUGGACAAAAACUUGGUGCAAGGUCCGGACUAUACGGCGGAUGCAAAAGAACCCCCCAUCCGAGCUUCCGGAGCUUCUGACGCGUCACCAAAGAAGUGUGUGGCCUGGCGUUCUCCUGAUGGAAGACAAUGCGGCCUCUGUUUAUCAAAGAUGGCCUCUUCUUCAUGAGUGCUACCUUCAAGCGGUCCAGUUGUUGGCAGUACAGGUCCGAAUUGAGCGCUUGGCCAUAGGGAAGUAGCUCAUAAUAGAUUAUUCCUUGAGAAUCCCACCAAACACACAGCAGAACCUUCCUGGCCGUUAAUGAGGGCUUGGCCACCGUCUGAGCCGCUUCAGCGGGCUUCGACCACGACCGUUUGUGCUUCUCGUUGUCGUAAGUGACCCACUUUUCAUCGCCAGUCACCUUCCGCUUCAGAAACGGGUCGAUUUUGUUGCGAUUCAGCAGCGAUUCACAUGCGUUGAUACGGUCAAAGAUGUUUUUUUGCGUCAACGUGUGUGGCACCCAUACAUCGAACUUCUUUGUGAAUCCAAGCUUCUUCAAAUGGUUAAUAACGGUUUGAUGACUUAUCCCCAGCUCUUGGCCGAUGCUACGGCUGCUACUAUGCCGGUCUUUCUCGGCUAAUUCAGCGAUUUUGUCGCAAUUUUCGACGACAGGCCUUCCGGAGCGUGGCGCAUCUUAGACGACCUCUACACCAGAACGAAAACGUUGAAACCAUCGUUGUGCGGUGGAAAUGGAAACUGUAUCGGGUCCAUAAACUACACAAAUUUUAUUGGCAGCUUGAGAUGUAUUUUUGCCUUUGUCAUAGUAGUACUGUAAAAUAUGUCGGAUUUUCUCUUUAGUUUGCUCCAUAUUUGCGACACUAUAACUCAGGAACGACUUAACCAAACAAAACACUGUCAAGGACUAUAUUAUAGUAUGACUCGAUACAAUGAAUACAACUAGAACUACGCGCUUACAACGACACCUCGCGGAAAUACCGCAGGACUUUUUUGACAGCCUAAUAUUUAUGUGUGGAAAGGUCCCAUAGGAACGUUCUUGGAACCCACUGAAAGCUGCUUGAUAAGGUCAAUUGAAUUUGCUGUUGAGUUGGUUGGCAAAAAAUUGUGUUAGUCCGGAAUAUUCUUGAAAAAACAAAGAAAAAUCUUUUUUUUUUGUUUCUUACUAAAACAAAGAACGAACGAAGAGCGCUUUACAGGGAAAAACUUUUUUUAACAAGCAAGUAUAAUAAUGAUUUUAUCUAUUUACCCUCAAUCAACAGUACGAAGGUAAACAUCAUGAAAAAGGUUGGCUUCACCUUCUAGUUGGAUUUUUUUAUCAUUACAUACUAACUGUACCCAAACAGCAUCACAAUGAAGUAAUAUGAGCUAUGUUUCUGAGUUCUUUAUUAUGCCCCGAUACAACGUACAAUUUUGAAAGUAAAAUGUACGUUAUAUCGAAGUUUCCCUGUAAUUCGAGAGUUAUGAAAAAGUCAUUUUUUGAAAAAAAAAAAAAAAAGUGAAAAGUUUAUUUUUCGGACCACCCUAAAAUGGGAAUGGUCACCCUAAUACGGGCCUAAUGUUUUGCGAUAAAGAACAAAAUUACCGCUUUUCACGAAAAUAUGACAAUCACAUGACAUGAGCAAUAAGGGAUAGAAUCUAGAUUGUUUCAAUUUGUACUCCCAGUAUGUUCCCGGAUUCAUUCUUGGCUUCAAAAUGUGAACGCUUCUUUCGCGUCGGAAUCCGUAAAUUGCAAGAAAGAUGGGAAAAAGAAGUGGUUAGCGAUGGCCAAUACUUUGAAUUAUGUAUUAAUGUAUUUCAUUAUUUAAAUAAACUUGUUUUACAUAAAAAAAAAUGGGUGGGUUAUAUCUAUGAUAUAACUGCAAGGUUGACGUGGGACUACUUUAGAUUAGCAAUCAUUUCAGUGAGUAGAAGAUAUGAGGGCAUAUCCUUCAAUGCAAUCUUGAAUAACCGAGCCAAAGCGUUAUGUUCGUACCCGUUCUUGAAAUCCGUGUUAGGAAAACACUUUUCGGAGUGCAAAAAAACAUGCGGGUUCAGAAGUACCUCCGGCUUGCAUGAAUCAACAACUUCAACUUCUACUUUUUAUACUAUAGAGGAUUAAUCCUGGAAGUUCAUUCGCCUCUAGUGUCUGCACGAUUUUCCCAGGUUCCUAAGUUUUGAAGACCGUGUUAAGGAAACAUAUUCUAGUUUGCACAAAGGCAAGCGAGUACAAAAGUACUCGCAGUUUGCUUUUAUUUGCAAAGCCGAUUUCCCCAGACAUCUUGGUUUUGAAGUUUGUGUUAGGCAAACACAUUUCAGUCGGAACAAAAAUACCCCCGACUUGUAUGAAUUUGCAAGGCCAAUUUCCUCAGACACCUUGGUUCUGAAGUCUGUGUAGGGGUAACACAUUUCAGUCGAAACAAAAACACCCCCGAUCUGUAUGUAUUUGUAAUGCCAAUUUCCUUACGCUCCAUGGAUUUGAAGUCUGUGUUAGGGAAACACAUUUCAGUCGGAACAAAAAUACCCCCGACUUUCAUGUAUUUGCAAUGCUUAUUUCUUCAAUGCUGCUUGGUUUUGAUUGCUGUGUUAGGGAAACCGAAAAUCGGGCCAAUCAAAACGAGGUAGUUAGGGCGUUUAGGUAACGCUUAACAUUUUACAGUUUUUUAAUUGUUAAUCUAAUGAAAAAUAACAUUUUAUUAAUUGCGAUAGAAGCGUAGAAAUAUUUCCUAUCAAUUGAUGCACAAUUUUUUCCGAUCCAGGAAGAAAUGUUCGAGUUAUAAGCAUUCGGAAUCUUUCAUUUUUCCCAGCAUGUUCUGUGUUUAGGUUUUCAUUUUACCCCCCAUAUACUCCGGUUAGACGUAGUCCCACGUCAAAAAACGGAAGAAAUGAAAUGAACCGUAGUGGUAUUACUACCAAAUGUUGUUUUGAAAUAUUGAUUAUCAAAUACGAAAAAAUUGUUGUUUAUCCACUCAUAGAUAUCUCUCUAGUAGAAGAUCUUAUUGGAACGUUCUACGAAGUAAACGAAAAUUGAACGAUUAGGCUAACUGAAUUUGAUAUUGUUUCGGCUGCAACAAUAUUGACUUAACCAACAAAAGCAAAAAAUGUUACUAGGAGAUUUCGAAAUAAGUAACUUAUUGUUAUAAAAUUAUGUAUAUUUCAUAUCUGAAUUUUAAUAAAUUUGGAAGUUAGUAUCGUUCGAAGCAAUCCCUCAAACAUCCUGCGCCUGAAGUAAUCAAUUCACAUCGAUACACCACGAGUCCGGUACGACGUUGUAGGUUAACCCUUUAUAAGGCCGUGGCAACUGUAUUGCCACCAACGAAAAAAGUUUUUUUCGCUGCACUUGGAAUACUAUUUCAAUAUUUUACUAAACCAAAAACAUCUAAAGGUAUCUGGCAAUACUUCAAUGUUGUUGGGGUGUUUUGCGAUUUUGAUAUGGGAGUCGUUUUUUGGUAACAAAACCACGACUUUGGAGCGCCGGUAGAAAAUUAUGUUUAAAUUCGUCGCCUUAUAGAGGGAUAACGGGACUAUAUUGCCAUCAAUUUUUUAACUGUUUCAAUAGUUAAAAAAAAUUCAAAGGUUUCAUUCCCCAUGUCAGGAUUUCGUUCUUUGAAGUUGUUAUAAAGGGUUAAAGGGUCAAAUGGCACUGAGAAAAAUUGAAAUAAUCAAAUUUAUUCUGAAUUUUGACGAAUGAUCAGAUAAAAAUGCAAUAGUUCUCGCAUCACUCUAAUUGUAAUCAAAAUGAUUACACAAAAUUAAAUGCAUUAACAGUAAGUGAAUUGUGUUCAAAAUAGACAUGUCCUUUCAUCUGGCAUCCUUGGUUCUCAGAACAAUCUGAGAUAACAAUAAUUGCAAAUAUCCCGCCUCGAUAUACGCACAUCUCUGACAAUUGUGUAUCGGUGGAAUGUUUACGCCUACAAGUAUACCUGCUUCCAGUCACACAGGAAACACAAAAGACAACACUUAGAAAAAUCCUCGGUCGAAAACUACCAAAUACAUUUGGUAAUGCAAAAUUAGUAGAAUGUACAAAUUUUUUGUACAUAUUGUCAACAAACCCGCACCCCUACCAGAGAUUAGUAUAUUUUACUCGAUAACAUUAGUAAGCUUGGAUAUUGUCAUAUCUGAAAACUGGCGAGAAAAGCGCGUAUUAACCAUUUUCAUUGUUCCCAUAAGGCAAUACGAAGGUAUAAUAAGGAUAUGAUUCUGAUACGUGCAUUUUCGGCGAGAAAAUGUAGCCGAUAUUGGGCUUCCGAAUCAUGGUUCUGCUUGACAUAUGUGUUUAUUAGUACGGUCGAAAAUGAUUAUAGAUUGGUAGUAUUUACCAAAAAAUUCGUUAUAUUUACUAAUUAUUUCUCUCAGUGAAAUCGUAAGAAAUUCACGUUGUCAAGUUCACUACUGCUUCUCUCGUGUAGAAGGGGUGCCAGAUGAUUUUUUUUUUGCAAAUGAGUGUUUAAGCAACUGCAUAGUUAUAUUUACAAUAUUUACAGUUUUCGCUACCUUUAAGUUUCUUGAGAAAUCUUACUUUAAAGAUUUUGAGACGUGACGCUUUGUGGAGCUUUUUUUCGAGCAGGGCGUGUUGUCACGUUACGAAAUGCAUGUGCACUUUUGAAGAUAGUUUUGGAGAUAGGACUAUUUCUUCACACAUCACAUUUCAGAUUAUUUUAUUUCGAUACUCUAAAUUGCCUUAAUUACUAAAGCUUUUUGGCUAUAUACAACUAGGUUUGGCACUUCUAAAAAUAUUGGGUUGUCCGAAAAGUAAUUGCCGAUUUUUUCAAUACGAAUAAAAUACAACUUUUUGUACAUAGAAUGAACGCAUAAAAAUGAGAUGUAUGUCAUUUCAAAGUCUUAACUCCCAAGUUUUGGAAUAUUUUACGAACAAAUUUUUAUCUUGGUGUGUGUAGAUGUAGUGGACAAACAUAUCGGAAAAAUAAAAAAUAGAUUUCUUGCUGUUUUUUCAAAGAUUUUGUGGAGUAACAUAAUGUUUUGCAAACUAAUUUAAUAGCAAAUCCAAUGCACCUACUCAACUAGCUUUCAUUUGAUUCCUAUAACGUUUCCGUUAGACCUUUGAUUACUUAAUGAUUAUUAAUUGUUCAAUAAAUAAUUUACAUUUAAAUUAUUAAUAAACAUUUUUGGAAAUCGAUGCAAAAAAAUUGAAUAAAUUUUUUUUCUCGUCAAUAUUGUCCUUGUUACCCUUAUUCCUGUUCAGAAUUUAUUGGAGCACAAAAUUUACUCGGCACCGUUGAUGUUGACAUUGAGCGGAAGAGGAACAUAAUUCUUCAGAUGCUUUCGACAGUAUUUGCCACAUCUUUUUUUUGACAAAUAAAUGGUUGAUAAGACAGGUUCAACAGACUCAAAACGCAAAUGAAAAAGUUUCUAUCUCAAUAUAUCAAUCAUUCCCACGUUUGGCCAACAGUCCAAUCAGUUCACGUGAUACAUCUUUGUUCACGGUUUUGUGUUUUUUGCUCUUAACUCGAUCAGCCAGUCAGUCGAAUAAUCCCACCUAAAAGAUACGUCUUGAACAAGACAAAGUAGCUAGAUCAUUAACCAAAAACACACACAGAAACAUUAAUGGCGUCUAAACUAAACGGAAAUUUGAAUGGGCACAAGCAUAUUUUUAACAACUAGUAGCAGGAAAAACAAUAUAAUCCGAUAGCAAUUGCGCUAGGGUAGUGCAAAUAGUAGGGGAAAUAUUUUGAGACUAUUUUGAAUCGAGCUGGUGAAUUGCUUUCGCAAGCCUUUUGGUUGGAAUUGCGUUUGAGAAUGGAUUUAGCAAUUACGGGAAUCCCAAUUCUAUCCGCAGAGGAAAACGAUCUCUUCCACUAAUCUUUUCAACGAUUUCUUUUCUAGAUUUAAUAGGAAGCAUUCUUCGGUUCACUGACGAGGAUAGGUUAUUCCAAACACGUUAGUAGUAGUUAUGAUCAACAUGAAUCACUUCCGGAAGACCAAAUAGACAUACACGAGAGAUAAAAAAAAGCUCAUUACCAGUUUCGGCCCAAAUCUAGGAGAAAUAUACAUUUACUGGAUCAGCUAUUGAUUUUAACAUUGUUCAAGUUUGAAACUUAUUAGAAGUUUAAUUCGUAUUAAGCAUAAGUUCCGCAAUUAAGGCUACCGCAGCUGUGCUAGAAUUUGGAAACGGACUAAAAUCUUGUAUUCUAAGCAAAGAAAUUUUAUUUAUAUUACUAGCAGGUAAUACGCUUGCAUUCAAACGAAACUCGUUCACAGAGAAGGUAUGAAUAUUUAUCACAAAGUAUCUAUAUUUACACAUUAACACUCGCACGCACCGCAGCGGUACAUAAGUGUCGAAACUUACAAUGUUUAUAUUUUAGUACCCUUAUAUGCACCACACCGUCUUGUAGUAAUUCCUUAUUCACGCACACAGUCAUAGUAAAUCAGUGCGAAGUUUUUAAUUGCAUGGAAUCAAUUUUAUAGGGUAUCGAAAAAAAUCAAAGCAGGAAUAUUCAAAUUCGCAGAUUAAAAUUUAAGCUCAAUGUUUCUUCUCAUCCACGAAAAGAGAGAAAGCAGAACAAAUAAAUCAAAAUUUAUCUAAAAAUUAUAUAACAGGGAAUUGCUCCCUGCAGUAAAGAACGAUCAAAUGCAUCAAAUUGAAACAUAAAUUGUAACAAAAAACGAUUUAGUUCCAGUACAAAACUCAAUGAAAAUUGCCUUUUAAAAAUCGGAAAUAAAGAUCAUCUUAUAUUUCAAACAUCAUUCUCUCGUAAUCUUAGAAUCGAUUAAAUUAGCAGGUUCCUGUUGGAUUCGACAUGGAUUUCGUUUAGCAGGAAUUAAAAUACACCGAAAGGAUCCAUUCAACAUUCGAAAACGUGUGAGGAGAGAUGAAUAACGUAUACAAUGCGGUUUAAAAUAGUGACCCAACUGUGUCAAUUCGACAAACCGACAAGAAAGUUUAAAUUCUGUACUAUUUUCCCCUUCAAAAUGAGUGAUAGCAAAAAGCGAAAUACGAGGAAACAAAAACUUUAAACCAAAUAUAAGACAAACACUUCACUGUCUAAUAAUUAUAGGAUUUAGACUAGCUAAAAUGUUUUAAAAGGUAAACUCAUAUAAGGAAUUCUCAAAUUACUUGCGGUUAAGCACUUGUGGCGAUGAUGAAAUGAAACUAUAAGUAUCGAAUAA